AUGGACGGAACGAAACCCCGUUCAUUUUAUAAUUAUAAAAUAAUCGGAGAAUAUUCGGAAUACAAAGAUUUCUACUAUAAAUUCGACUAUAUCUCAAUAAUAACUAUUAUUACUGCAAUAUGCCUUCUUCCAUCAUUUUGUGUGACAAUGAAAAUGUAUAUUUUCUACUAUUGCAAUAAGAAGAAAAUUCAGAAUCUAGGAAUACAUGUAUUGAAUGCUUUUCUAUUGUCACAAAUCUGGAAUUGUAUUUAUGUUUUCUCAGAUUUUGCAACAAUUCGAAUUCCUUCGACUUCUUAUAUGACCCAUUAUUGUGCAUAUUUACAAGACGAUAAUAUUCUUCAUCAUCUUUUCGGAGCACAUUUUUCAGCCUAUUAUAUUUCUCAGUUUUACACUCUACUUUUUUGUUUCAUACGAGUUCUUGUACUUUACUCGCCUAGAGAUCAUGAACGGGUGAGAAAAAACACAUUUUUAAGUGAAUCAGCAUUUUUUUUGAAGUUAUGUUCGCUCUCAAUGAAUAUAGGAUCACCAUUAGCACUUUUAUUCGGAGCUUUGAUAAUGGUUCCAUUUAUAUUGAGCACAGGCUACUGUGUACAACUCGAUGAGCCAUUUCAGUUUGGAGCAGCAAUCAUUAGCUCAACAUUUUUGCACGAUAACCAAGUUCCGAACGUUCUACAUCUUGUUUUCUCAGUUUUGAUUAUGGUUAUAAUCAUAGUUUUAAAUAUUUAUAUGCUGAUCAAGAUUAAGAUGAAUUCGAAAAUUCAGAUGUAAGUUAUGAUAUUUCGAAUAAACAUAACGUGGUAGAUUUCAGAGCAUCAAAUAUGCAAAGUAAUCGAAUAUCAAAAGCUGAGAAAACACUUACAGUAACCAUGCUGCUAAUAUUGGUCCCAUUACUGGUUUCAAUGGCAAUGAGAGUUCGUUGAAGUUGAUAGAAUAUAACUUAAUCAAUAAAACUAUUUACAGGGAACCGAUCUUCUUAGAUCUCCGAUUUAUCCCUAUAUAAUGAUUAUUCGACCAUUUUUUAUCGAUUUCAGAGUUAAUGUGAUUUCUUGGUAUUUCUACCUAACUCAUCCUAUGUUCAAGAAAGAUGAUGGAUCUAGGAAAACAACUAACGUUCAAAAAUCGCAAAUUGGAAGUUCUCCACUUUAA
Caenorhabditis angaria is the source of this 1146-nucleotide messenger RNA. The record is from the annotation of a GenBank genome assembly. NCBI's taxonomy places the organism in Eukaryota, Metazoa, Nematoda, Chromadorea, Rhabditida, Rhabditidae.